AUGGUCGGCUGCGGCCACUUUGACGCCUCGCCAGCUUUUUUGCCGUUGCGCUGCCGUCGUUGGCGCGCCCGCUGCAUUUUGAGCACCGCAUGCUACCUCGCUAGUUGGGCGGAACCUCCGCAUGCCAUCACAAACCUCGGAUGGUGGACAAAGACACUAUCAAGAGACGGGUGCCAAGCAAUGCCGUCUCUCGCUUGCUCAGCAUCGCUUCGCACCUGGCACUCAUGGCUUCCAUUAUUUCACGCAGCGCUUCAACGGGCUAGCACCGUACUGCAUCGCGAUUCGAGCACAAGAUCACUCUGA
Molecule: messenger RNA, 303 nt
Organism: Colletotrichum abscissum
Lineage: Eukaryota; Fungi; Ascomycota; Sordariomycetes; Glomerellales; Glomerellaceae
Exons: 1
Coding region: 1-303 (100 amino acids)
Source: RefSeq, a predicted model, not a curated record